Messenger RNA from Rubroshorea leprosula, 1844 nucleotides. The record is from the annotation of a GenBank genome assembly. NCBI's taxonomy places the organism in Eukaryota, Viridiplantae, Streptophyta, Magnoliopsida, Malvales, Dipterocarpaceae.
CUUCUCUCUCUGCUGCUUCUCUGCAUUUUUUUUUUAAUCAUAAAUUCGAUAAUUUUAUCCAAUAUUCAAUCUUGAAGAAGAAGGCAAAGAGUUGAAAUAGCUAUUUUAGCAGGGUACUGAGUUAGAAUGGAUUCUAGGUUGGCUAAUAGCUGGCGGUUGACUGUGAACGAGAAGAAUUUUAUCAAAACUGCGUUGCAAUCUGAAAUCAGAAUCGAUGGUCGAAAACCAUACGAAUACCGAAAAAUCAGCAUCAAGUUUGGCAGGGAUGAUGGGUCAUCAGAGGUGCAGUUAGGCCAGACUCGUGUUAUGGGUAUUGUGACUACCCAACUGGUUCAACCCUAUCGAGAUCGGCCCAAUGAAGGGACACUUUCUAUCUUCACAGAAUUUUCACCAAUGGCUGAUCCUUCAUUCGAGCCAGGCCGUCCAGGAGAAUCUGCUGUGGAGUUGGGACGAAUAGUAGAUCGGGGUCUAAGGGAAAGCAGGGCUAUUGAUACUGAAUCACUUUGUGUUCUAGCUGGCAAGUUAGUAUGGGCCAUCCGUAUUGAUCUCCACAUCCUAGAUAAUGGGGGAAACCUUGUUGAUGCUUCAAAUAUUGCUGCUUUGUCUGCACUGUUGACAUUUCGAAGACCUGAGUGCUCACUAGGAGGAGAAGAUGGUCAACAAGUUAUAGUACAUCCACCAGAGGUGAAGGAGCCACUUCCUUUGACUGUCCAUCAUCUUCCCAUUGCAAUUACUUUUGGAUUUUUCAAUGAUGAGAGCAUUUCGGUGAUAGAUCCAACCCACAAUGAGGAGGCUGUUAUGAGUGGAAGAAUGACUGCUACAGUUAAUGCAAAUGGUGAUAUUUGUGCAAUUCAAAAAGCUGGAGGUGAAGGUGUCACCCAGAGAGUCAUCAUGCAAUGUUUGCAACUUGCUAUUGCAAAGGCUACUGGUAUAACAAAACAAAUAAAAGAAGCAGUUGAAGUGUACAACACGGAGAGAUCUUUGCGAAAGAUCAAACGCCACCCUACUUCUGUUGGUACUAUUGUGCAAGGGGGCCAAACUCAAACCAGCGGUAAGGAGGGAGUUAGUGAGUCACCAGGAAACCAUAUAGAGAGAUUAAAGCAGUUAUCAGGAGAAACCUGCACAAGUCAAUCAUCUGAAGAAAGAAAAACUACUAGUACAGAUGGCAAUGCUAAGAAUUUAAUCAGGGGGCCCACCACUUGGGAUCCUUACUCAAAAGGUGUUGGUCCAGAAUUAUUGAAGACUUCACUAGCCUCACAAGGAACGUCUAUGCCUAAUGAGAAACAAGAUUUGAGAAAUGAGAAAAAGCCUGGUGAAGCUGAAGUAGAGGGACAUCAUCCAGAAGAUGCGAACCCAGGCUCUUCAGCUAUUAAUGAAUCUUUAACUGGAUUGCAGACAAAAAAGGAGAGAACUUUAGAAGAUGCUGUGAAGCCCAAGAGCAAGAGGAAAAAGAAGGCGUCCUCCAAAACUGGUGCAAGUUAGAUAUAUGUUCCUCCAAUAAAAAAUAGUUUCAAUUGCAGCUUUUGCUAUUGGAGCUUCAUUUUGGUUGCUGUUUGUUAUUCCUCCAUGAAUUUCUGGUCUAGGUUAUGAAACAUGUGGUGUAGCUAUCAAGAUUUUAUUUUGCGUUGGACUCUGGUGUGGAUACUUGGAAGAGCACUUAGAUGAUGCAUCGCUAACGGUUUGACAGAGCAGAGAUCCUGUCAUCAUAACUUAUUUGGAUCAAGCUAUGACUAUUUCACUGCAUCUCUACUAACACACCCUGUCAUGUAAUUGCCAAAACACUAUUAUGAAUUAUAGUUAUAUAAAUUGAUCAUGGUGCACCAAUGGCACAGAGCCUUAAUUUG